AGCCAAUCCGCCACGUCUCCUUCUCCGGCCGCCUCCGCCGUUCCGGCCUCCGGGGUCGGAUCGCCUGCAGGUCGGUAAGCGUGGUGGGGGUGGGGUGAGGGGCAGCUAGAAGAGGGGGAGAAAAAGCAGUGGAAGGAGGUUUAAAAAAAAUGGUGGCGAGCCUGUUGGGGUUCCUUACCCCCUCCAUUCCUGGGAUGGGGAAGUAGAAUAUCCCACUGGGGUUCAGGCCUGGCCGCUAACAGCGUCUUUUUUUUUUUCUGUCUCUCUCUCUCUUUCUCUCCCUAUGGCUGAUUUUGGAAGCUGGUUGGGGAAACGCCUUUUUUUCUGCUAGAAGAAAAUGAUUUGAUUGAGGUUUUCACCCGUAUCUGUGUAGGGGAAUGAGUAUGUUGUUGCUGGGAUAGACCCUAGAAGCAGAAAAGAUUCGGUCCUUUCUGCCCCAACUCUAGGAGAAGAGGAAGAAUUCAGAGCUAGGGAGGAAGAGGGGUGAAGAACAAUCUUUCUGACCCUCGCUCCGGUUGAGUUGGAAAGUUCCGAAUUGAGGGGUCCACUGGGAGGGCUUGGGAGGGGGAUCUGAGGUUCCGGCGCCGAAGGGAGCCGCUCUCCGCCCCCUGCGUGGCCCGUGGGCGGCUCUGAAUGCUUUGCCCUGACCCGGGCCGGGGCUGUAGACUAGAGAGGGAGAGAAGAAAACCCAAAAGCAAUGGCCUGGGACUGCCGGAGGCUGGUGGCGGCGGGGCGCGCAGGCUGCGCACGGCUUACACCAACACGCAGCUGCUGGAACUGGAGAAGGAAUUCCACUUUAAUAAGUACCUGUGCCGGCCACGCCGCGUCGAGAUCGCGGCCUUGCUGGACCUCACCGAAAGGCAGGUCAAAGUCUGGUUUCAGAACCGGCGCAUGAAGCACAAGCGGCAGACGCAGCACCGAGAGCCGCCGGAUGGGGAGCCUGCCUGCCCGGGAGCCCUGGAGGACAUCUGCGACCCUGCCGAGGAACCCGCGGCCAGCCCGGGCGGCCCCUCCGCCUCGCGGGCGGCGUGGGAAGCCUGCUGUCACCCGCCGGAGGUGGUGCCGGGGGCCUUAAGCGCGGACCCCCGGCCUUUAGCCGUUCGCUUAGAGGGCGCAGGCGCGUCGAGUCCCGGCUGCGCGCUGCGCGGGGCCGGCGGGCUGGAGCCCGGGCCAUUGCCAGAAGACGUCUUCUCGGGGCGCCAGGAUUCACCUUUCCUUCCCGACCUCAACUUCUUCGCGGCCGACUCCUGUCUCCAGCUAUCCGGAGGCCUCUCCCCUAGCCUACAGGGUUCUCUCGACAGCCCGGUCCCUUUUUCCGAGGAAGAGCUGGAUUUUUUCACCAGUACGCUCUGUGCCAUCGACCUGCAGUUUCCCUAACCUGUUUCCUCCUCCCGGUCCUUUCGACCCCCGCGCUCCUUGGCCGUCUACUGGAAAAAUCGAGCCUCUCCCACCCUCAGUCGCAUAGACUUAUGUGUUUUGCUAAAAUUCAGGUAUUACUGAAUUAGCGUUUAAUCCACUCCCUUUCUUCUUCUUCUAAAAUAUUGGGCACUCGGUUAUCUUUUAAAAUUCACACAGAAAAAUUCCGUUUGGUAGACUCCUUCCAAUGAAAUCUCAGGAAUAAUUAAACUCUAGGGGGACUUUCUUAAAAAUAACUAGAGGGACCUAUUUUCCUCUUUUUUAUGUUUUAGACUGUAGAUUAUUUAUUAAAAUUCUUUAAUAAUAGGAAAAGGGGAAAGUAUUUAUUGUACAUUAUUUUCAUAGAUUAAAUAAAUGUCUUUAUAAUACCAAAA
Molecule: messenger RNA, 1790 nt
Organism: Homo sapiens (human)
Lineage: Eukaryota; Metazoa; Chordata; Mammalia; Primates; Hominidae
Gene: HOXB2
Product: homeobox B2
Exons: 2
Coding region: 634-1377 (247 amino acids)
Biological process (GO): regulation of DNA-templated transcription
Cellular component (GO): nucleus
Molecular function (GO): DNA-binding transcription factor activity; DNA binding; DNA-binding transcription factor activity, RNA polymerase II-specific
Source: RefSeq, a predicted model, not a curated record